Nicotiana attenuata is the source of this 969-nucleotide messenger RNA. RefSeq lists its product as uncharacterized. NCBI's taxonomy places the organism in Eukaryota, Viridiplantae, Streptophyta, Magnoliopsida, Solanales, Solanaceae. The record is from RefSeq and is a predicted model, not a curated record. The coding region runs from base 21 to 422 and encodes 133 amino acids. The transcript is spliced from 5 exons.
GAGAUCAUGUCUUGAAACAUAUGAGAAAGUUAUGGAACAAUUGGAGAGGAUCGAUGCACAAGAACAUAAAGUCUAAGCCAUUCCGCGAUGCUUUAAGAGAGGUACCAGAGGGGGUAGACGAGAGUGAUUGGAAAUGGCUGGUCAAAGAGCAUUUUUUAACUGAAAAAUUUAAGGAAACAAGUACAAGAAACUCGAUCAAUAGAUCUAAGUUGACAAUGCCUCAUCGUACGGGUAGUAAGCCUAUUCGAGAGAUCAUGUAUGAAUUGGGAGGCAAAGAUGGAAACCCCCCAGAUAUGGCAACUAUCUUUUUUGAGACUCGAAGAAGGACGACAAGCUUGUCGAACCUGAAACCAAUGAAAAAUAUGCUAAAAUUCAAGAACUGGUGCAAUCUGAAUCGUCUCUUACAAACAUUGAGGUCAUAGAAAGGUGCUUCGGACCUCAACGCAAGAGUCAUGUAGUUGGAUUUGGUGGUGGAAUUACUGCUAAGGAGUUAAAAGGUGGUAACUCCUCCAAGGCUGCAUUGUUGGAAAAGCUGAGUGCUACUGAAAAAGAAAAUGAAUCACUAAAAGGACGCAUAGAAGGGCUAGAGAGUAAAUGCGAAGUUCUAGACAGUAAAUAUGCACAACUUGCAAGUGCAGUGUUUAACCAGGCUUCAUCAUCAUCUUCAAGUGAACAAUAGAUUGAAGCAUUUAACAGAUCAAAAACUUGGAAGUCUGAAGAACCUAUUGUUGAAGAAAGUGCACAUCAAGUUGAAGAACAAGAGAAUUUUGUUAUGUUAGGGAUGGUUUGAAGGCACUGCCUUAUGUACAUAUGCUGCAGUUUUAUUUUUUCUCUUUUUAGGAAUUGUUAAAAAUGAUGUUAUACUAUUUGGAUUGCUUUCUGGUAAUGUGGUGAUGUUAUACUAUUUGAAUUUCUUUCUGGUAAUCAAUGUAAUGCUUAGAUCUUUGUAUUAACAGAAUAUCAAUCAUU